This is a messenger RNA of Aspergillus homomorphus CBS 101889, 788 nucleotides long. RefSeq lists its product as uncharacterized. NCBI's taxonomy places the organism in Eukaryota, Fungi, Ascomycota, Eurotiomycetes, Eurotiales, Aspergillaceae. The record is from RefSeq and is a predicted model, not a curated record. The transcript is spliced from 2 exons. The coding region runs from base 354 to 665 and encodes 103 amino acids.
AAUCAGACGUUGUCAGUUGCAAUGCAGCCCUGCAGCUUCCAAAUUCCCCAAAUUUUUUUUUUUUUUACUAUUGCCUGAAAUUCGGCAGCUGUGAUUGCAUGACCCUCACUUAGUCAGUCUUCGCUUUGAAGAUCAACAUCCCCACACGUCAUAGUGACACCAAUCGCAAAAGUUCCUUUCAUCGCACGGUGCAUAUAAAAUCAACAAACAAAAAGGCGAGAUCAGCAACGAUCAACUCCUACCAAAUUCUCUAUUCCGCGCCAAUCUAUCUUUGAAAUUAGCCACCGGCCGUGGUGAAUCAAUCCGUGCCACACAAUCCUCUUCUAUCGCGACCUUCUACACACUCAAACACAAUGACUGACUCCCUCUUGAAAAGGGAGCCCGCUGCCUCAGCGAACAGAGUGCCUACCCUCCACUCAGUCCACAAUGUCAAACGCUCGGUAUCCUACUCGCCAGCACAUGACGGAAACCACCCUGUGUCGAAGACGGAAGCAACCCGCGGGUGCGAUGAUAUGGUGAAAUCCGCCUUGACGGAAUUGCUGAACGACGAUGGCGUGAAACACAAUGCACGGGGAAGUCGAUCUGUUCAGAACAUGCUCAUGGCGACGGAGAAGAAACGCAAAUCGCAGCGACGACAGUCCCUCGUUGAACACAAGCACAAGUGAGGGAUGCGCGGUCUGACGACUCAAAUGCUUCAAAGGCGGCAGGCAGAACAGCGAUAUGACAAAUCAAUCUUGGGAUCGUAUCGCUGGCUGCUAUCGCGGUUUUCCCUUGCAACAUCGCACGUC